Molecule: messenger RNA, 420 nt
Organism: Brugia malayi
Lineage: Eukaryota; Metazoa; Nematoda; Chromadorea; Rhabditida; Onchocercidae
Exons: 3
Coding region: 1-420 (139 amino acids)
Source: RefSeq, a predicted model, not a curated record
AUGCAAAAUUAUCAUUUAUCAAAUGAUGAUUGUAAAGUGAAGGAACAUUUUUUGCUACGAGCAGAAAAAUCAAUUUAUGAAGGUGAACCAAUGUCAGAUGAUGAUGUUGAAGCUGAAUGUCGUUUAUGGGCACGAACUUUACCUCAUUUAAGAGUAUGCGGUAAAAGUAUCAGCAAAUGUUGUAAUGAUGAAAUGAAAUUGAUGAAAACAAAUACAAUCAACAAUAAUUGUUUAAUAACAAAUUUUCUAUAUGAUCCAUUUUUGGAUGUAUUUAAUAUGGAAUUAAAACGAAAGAAAUUACAAUCAGAUGCACUGGUCAACAAGAUGCAUGAAGAAAAGGUCAAAACAAGAAAGCACUUUACCCUACCGUCCAUUUCUAGCGGUCAUCAAAAUCGUUUGUCACAUCUCAGUUUAAAAUAA